This is a messenger RNA of Actinia tenebrosa (Australian red waratah sea anemone), 10983 nucleotides long. Its product is annotated as 3'-5' exoribonuclease HELZ2. Gene Ontology annotation, molecular function: RNA binding; metal ion binding; RNA nuclease activity. The record is from RefSeq and is a predicted model, not a curated record. NCBI's taxonomy places the organism in Eukaryota, Metazoa, Cnidaria, Anthozoa, Actiniaria, Actiniidae.
GUUUUUGAAGGCAACAAGGAGAUGAAAAUUUCUCGUAUAAUAUACGAUACAAAUUAUUACAACAUAUUUUUAACACACCGACCCAAUACAAGGACGACCCAAUACAAGGACGACCCAAUUAAAUAAUUUGGUUAACAAUGGGGUAAAAUAUGGACUAUGGCCAGUAGUCGAAAUCCAGAAGAAGUCUUUGGAGUAACAUCAGGAAGAACCAACCAUACAAGACUGACAAGACUGCUGAUAUGUGGAGGAACUGCGAUUUUAAGAGAGUUAUUCGAUUUUAUCCAUCCACCAGCAAAUCUUUCAACUGUCUUGACAAGUAAACGUUCAACGCUAAAACAAAUGAAAAGGAGGGGGUUUUUAACCGUUCCUCAAUGGAAAAUUUUAUUUCCGUCGCCUGGUACUUGUGGUCAGUCGAAAAAUUUUGAUAUUACUUUGCUUUGUAAACUUUUUAGAAAUAUCUGCAGCCUAAUAGCGCCGGUUACUGGUUGGGACAGUCUGCCAAACAGCACGGAUCUUUCUUUAACAGCUGAUUUAGCUAGAAUUAAAAAUUUUCGAAACGAAAUUCAUGGACAUGUGAAUGAAGACAUGGAACUGAGAGACGAGGAAUUUCUUGGCCUCUGGAAUGAGAUAAAAGACGCUUUAGUAAGGAUUGUUAAGUACUAUACUACAAGUGGCUCAACUUCAAUCACAGAUUGGGAGAAUGCUAUUGAAAAACUGCUAAAUGCGCCUCUAACUGACGAAGAUGAAAUGCACCUUGAAGAAUUAGAGCACUGGUAUCUGGAGGAUAUGGAGGUUAGGAGAGCAGUAGAUCAAAUUGGAAGAACAGCAGAAGAAACCAGAAGAGCAGUAGAACAAAUGACAACUAUGAUGGGAACAGACAGAGCCAGAGAGGGUUUGCAGCAACCAGUUGUACAAGCACAACAGCAAGAACAGAUACCACAUGUACAACCAGAGGUGGUUAUCCAGUGCCUGUUUAAAUUUGCUUCUGGAGCACUGUGGCUUGCAGGAAGUACAGUUAUCAUGAACCAAUAUAGGGAUGAUUUAGAGGCCUUGAAAACAGUCCUCCAGGAUGUGGUGUUUCCUACUGGAGUCUUAGUCUAUAAAAUCAUAUUUGGCUCAAUCAAACUGGUUACAAAAGUAACAUCAUUGGAUGCCCUUACAGAAUUGUGGGAGAGAUACAAAGAGGGUCAAUUGAAAACUGAUUUGGAGAAAGUGUUAUUGACAAAACAGCUAAUAGCCAUGGCACAAAGUGAUGUAGAAAUAACUGUCCAUAUUAAUGAAAUAGAAUACUUGAGAGCUCAACAUGAACUGCAAACAAAAGGUGUUUCAAGUGGCAGUCGUCACCUUGAAAGGAAUAAAACGGAUUCAGCAUGGGAAAGACUACCAAAACUGACAACGACGAAUACCCAGAAACCCCUUCAAAGCAGUAAUCAGGCAUCCCCUUCUUCAACUAAGUCUUGCAUUAGACAUUCAGUGUUACGUACCGUCAGCCAUGAAGAUUCCACAGCUACACAACAUGACGCAUCACAGUCUCUAAUCGCAAAACCUAGUAAUGUUGAACAAGAUAGUGCAAAGGCCACAGGAAGUGAGACUGAGGAGAUAGGAACCGAGACGGAACUUCCUCCAUCAUACGAAGGCGCAUUUCAGACUGUUAGUAAACAAAAAACCUUUUGUUUGCCAGAAGGAGUGGAAGUCAUCUGUGAGCAUUUCGAGAGAGAAGUCUUUGCACACCCCCAAAACAGUUCCAAAAUUCCUAAGGUUUGUCUGAAUUGCCAAAGAUGCCCUACAAGAUGCAAGUACGCAUAUUGGAGCAAAGAGCAAAAGAAGUGGAUAUCUGUGCGGCGUGUUCCGUCAAUCAUGCGCCCAACUGGAAAGCAGAUCCUUUGUUGUCGUCAUGUUCAAAGUGGAAAGACGUGCUUCCCAUCCUGCACUUUUGCGCAUGGACCGGAGCUACAGAUGUGGGAUCUAGAACGCAAAGGAGUUCUGCCAUCACCAGAGACACAUCUGAAGAAUAAAAAAAUCUCUCUAUAUAAUGUAGUAACACCAGAUUCAUCUAAAAGAGAUACUGCGCCUGAAUACAUUAUAGAGAGACCAAAAGGAUGCCCAACAGAGAAAAUUUCAGGAAACAAUAGAACACCGAUUCAAACAACGAGGGUCCAAUCUUUAAGUGCUAGCAAUAUAUGCCGUCUACCAACGGGUGUAAAGAUUGUUUGUGAUGAUUUCAUAAAAAACUUCAAAUCUUAUGGUGGACGGGCUGUCGAGCGAACAACAAAUGUCUGUGAUAGUUGUAAGAAGAAAUGUCAGGAAAGGCAUCCUUUGGUGCGCUCGUUAAUACGAUAUGCCUUUUGGAGCGAAGGGUUUAARCAAUGGUUUGUGAUCAGAACCUAUCCAAGGGGAGWGCUCCGURUUGCCUUCCGACAAUGCAAAGAUUUAAAAAAUAACAGGCUCUGUACUAGAAGCGAAUGUACUUUUGCUCAUGGACCCGAGGUAUCUAUGUGGACUAUGGAACGAGAAGGAACGCUUGUUCCAGCAUGGGAGGCUUUGUUUCGUACUAUCGUAUAUGUAUCAAGUAAUGAACUAAUGGCUGUUGUACGGCCACUCCCCCAUGGAGCUUUAAAAGACGAUUUGAGGCUAUGCAUGAGCGUGCAGUCAAGAAUAAUUUGCAGAUUUGGACGAGGCUGUCGUUUUGCACAUAGUGAAACUGAACUGGACUCCUGGAAGAAACUCUUCGAAGAAAGACUAAAAGAACGGAGAGAAAUAAGAAUACCAUACAGCGAGCACUUCUUAAAGCAUCAUGAGCUUCAGUGUAAAGACUCCAUUCCAGGGGUUAAGCUCACAUGUAACCCCGUAGUCCCUAAUGUACAGCUUGCCGAGGACUGCGAAGACCAUUCCUACACAUGGGAAUUUUGUGCUCGUUUUGAGGUAACGUUGGGCCUUCCAACCGUUGAACUAUUGAAUUUUCGUUCAAACUUCCAUUUUACAAAGAUCAAAGUUGUGGGAUUUGAUAGGGAUAACAAAGCUACUACUAUUUUGUCUAAAGAGCUCAAAGCGUCGGUGUAUAUUCCAAGGGAGGCAGUGGUGUUGGAUUCGCAAAUGCAGAAAAUCGAAUUUCGUGUGAGCGUUGCCUUCCAAGCAUCAUUGUUUGGCAGCUUUUCUCAGCAUCUUCUGUUUAAUUUUGGUCAGCUACCUUGUCUUAAGAAAGAUUUUAACAUCGAUAUUGGCAGCAAGGAAACACUGGAGAAAUUGGCAGCUAGGAGGAAGACCGUCAUACUUGAUGCCCUACCUUGGGAAGAUCAAAAUAUGACACUCGUAAGAUUCGAACCCGAUCCAGAAAAAGAAAAGUUGAUGUCCGCCUAUUCUUUGCCUAAGGAUGCAGAGAGAAUUGUGUCAGCUCAGUUGGUUAAAGGGGAAGUCAGACAAGACACUUAUAAACAGACAAUGCACCAGCUCCUUUUUUCGGAAGAGGUUUAUAUGAGGAAACUUUUGUUAAGUCUUGCGCCAACGACUGCCGUAAAGCUUGAAAUCGUGACAACUAAACCAGACCUCAGGUUCGGUGGUAUAAAGUUUGCGGGGAAAGGUCAACUGUUUGGAAAAAUAAAACUUGAAAACAUCGAAAUUACUCUCGAUGACAUGGCGGGAAGAGUAUGUCUGCGAAAUGUUCAGCACAUUUGGAUCCAGUCACGUGAUAAACCCAAAUACCUUUACGAGUUGCCGAGCGAAAUUCACGAGGGCAACACCAUUUAUGUGGAUUUGCCACCAAAGGUGUGCGAGGAUCUGAAGCUAAUCAAAGACAAAGUCGUUGAUGUUGAGAUGAGGUUCAAUCUAAACCGCUAUAUUCUUUGCAUGAUGCAUAAAGCCAUAGACAGCCUUGGGAUUACGCAAGCACGCCAGCUUUUUCCCGUAGAACGAAGAGUCAUCAGAAGACGAGAGGUGACCGAUUUUUUGGGGUGGUUCCUGGAUCAACGCCUUAACGAAUGCCAGAAACGCGUUAUUCACGCUAUCGCAGACGUUGUCCCCCCUUCUCCUCCACUUGUGGUGUUUGGACCCUUUGGGACAGGAAAAACCUUCACUUUGAACCAAGCUGCGAUAUAUUUGAUGAAAGAGAAGACAAAUCGCGUUCUUGUAUGCACACAUACAAAUUCAGCGGCUGACAUUCACGUGGAACGACUCGAUGAAUAUCUCCAAGGAAAUGGGAAGCUUUCGCGUGCAGCAAAACCUCUGCGCAUUUACAGCCCUGAAACAGAAUGGAGUAAGACUUCUGACGUUGGUCGGAAGUAUGCACUAGUGAAAGAUGGAGUUUUCGUAAUGCCAACUAGAAAGAAUGUCGUCGAUCAUCGUGUUGUCAUAACAACGCUUACAACUGCUGACCUGUUGACUAAGCUUAAUGUUCACCAUGGAUUUUUUACACAUAUCCUGAUAGACGAGGCUGCACAGGCUUGGGAAACAGAAGCACUGAUACCACUAGCCCUCGCUGGCCCCAACACGAAGAUUGUCUUCACUGGAGACCACAUGCAGACGUCUCCUGAGGUAUAUUCAGAAUUCGCUCGUCAGUGCGGACUCCAGAAAUCACUUCCCGAACGCCUUUUUGACCAUUACCAGGCAAAAGAUAGCAAAGACGAUCAAGUGCUGUUUUUGUUCGAAAAUUACCGCUCUCACGAGGAAAUACUUAACUUUCCUUCGGUGAACUGCUACGAAAAAGGCAUCGUCGCAAGAGGUAACAUUCCUGGCCAUCCUAAGAUACCGCCUUUGGUUUUCUACGCAGCCAAAGGCAAAGACGAAAAGCAAAGCAACAACUCGUUCUUAAACGAGUCUGAAAUUUACGAGGUAGAGAAGCGAGUAGUUGAACUGGUAAAAAACUGGCCACUGUGUUGGGGCCAGAAGAACCUACGAGACAUUGCAGUAGUUGCUCCCUACAAAUAUCAGGUGGACGCAAUUCGAGGCGAAUUGAGGAAAAAACGAAUGAGUGAAGUCAAUGUUCAAACGAUCCACAAUAUACAAGGAAGGGAAUUCAGAGCUGUGUUUAUCAGUACUGUGCGAACUUGGAACUCCAUCCAAGACUUGAGCCAGUCUGACAAAUUGUCCUGUGACGAUCUAUCUCUGGAAUUUCUUUCUGACCCGAAGCUGCUCAUAACUGCUGUUACACGAGCAAAGUCAUUGGUGGCUGUUGUUGGUGACCCUUUUGCCCUAUGCACCCUAGGAAGGUGUAAAAUUCUUUGGGACGAUUACAUCACAAGAUGCUACAAUCUUAACGGGUUAUUCGGAAUAACAUGGGAAGCCUUAAGUGAAGACAUAGGUGCCCAUUUCUCUCAAAUUCAACUGGAUCCAGAAGCUCCAACGUUUGUUCCUAAAUCAGAAAUUCCUAGGAAUGAUGAUGGAGAUGAGGCAAAUAUGGAAUUUCCAAACAAAACCGCCUCAAACCUGAGUGAAUUAGAACCAGAAACGGAGGAAGAUCAGGCAUCCUCUUGCUCGGGAGACAUUAAAUAUAAUGCUGAAGACGAUGAUUGUUUUGCUGAUGUGGAAGACGAUUUAGAAGACGAGGCCGUGCUACCAGCUAAUAUUGAUGGAAUAAUCAAAGAGCUAUGUAAAUUCGUUAAAAAACGCCAGCAGCAAACCGCUGUUAUGGAUGAGGAAUUUCCCGCCUUGACCAAGUACUCUUCAAAAGUUAAAGAAACUCAAAUUAUUUGGCCCUCGAAAAGGCCCACUCAGGACUUUAAUCGUAAAACACUGAAAAGCGAAUAUCUAAUUCGCAACAAGAAUGGGCGCACCGAAAUCCAGCUGUUGGAUAUAUACAAAAGCCCUUCAGAUCGAGUACAGCAGAUCGCCAUGAAUAACUACAAAUAUCAAAACCUUGAGCCCGAGGUACUAAUAAAUAUGCUUGAAAAAGAACCUUUGAAAUUCUACUCUGGUCAGCUUCAGAUACGAAAUGAGAAAUCAAGGAUAGCCUAUCUCGUUAUUCCAGACAAAGACAAACCUGACAUACAAGUUAAGGGAUCAAUCAGACAUGCAUUUGAUCACGAUACUAUUGUAGUCGAAGUACAGCCAAGUCAGAACGAAACAGAAAGUAUAAGCUGUGGUUUCCUCAAAGGUGUGCUGAAUCACAUGAUUAGUCCUCGCGAACGGCAGUAUGUUUGCAAGGUCACUCUGAACAAUCCUGCAGUCAUGAUUCCCAUUAACAGAUCGGCUACAAAAAUAGUAAACCUUAGUGAUAAGAGCCUCAGAGAUAUCAUACCGGUUUACAAGAAGCGCAAGACGCAAGACGAAAGAAUCGGCGAACCAAUGAAGAUGAUAGCCAUAGAAGAGGUUAUAGAGAAGAAGCUUUUGUUUGUUGUCGAGUUUCUUCAGUGGAGAAGCGACUGCACCCUUCCUCUGGGAAUUGCCGUAAGAACUAUACCGACAGGGGAAACAGUAGAGCAAUGCAAAGAAAUCCUCUUUGCUGAAUGCGGCAUUCGCAAAGCCUUCAGUAGGAACACUAAAGAGAUGAUACGCAAGCGUUUUCCAACAACAUGGAAAAUUCCAGACAGUGAAAUGAAGAACCGGAAGAAGAUUGAUAAGGCUUUUACUAUUGAUCCACCAGAAGCUAAAGAUCUGGAUGAUGCCAUCUCAAUAGAUGAAAUUGGAGAUGGAAAGUUCAAGGUUGGGAUUCACAUCGCCGAUGUAAGCUUUUUUGUAGAGCGUGGUACUGAUCUGGAUCGAGAAGCACGGCAAAGAGGAGUGUCAUAUUAUCCUGGUCAAAAUGGGGAAGAAAAUAUGCCCAUGCUUCCACGUGAACUAAGUGAGAAUAUCCUUAGUCUCCUGCCAAACGAGGACCGCUUGACUGUUUCAGUUUUCGUUACUCUUAACAGUGAAGGCGAGGUCGUCGGCCAAAAAGAGAUUCUGAGAACUGUGACGCAUUCUCGCUGUAGGCUUAGCUACUCUCAAGCACAGCAGAUAUUAGACAUGGAGAAGCAUGAUAAUGUAGAGGGCGUGCCUGCUCAAGUGCCUCUAGCAAUUAAGAGGCUUCAUUCACUUGUCGUAAAAAGGCGCUGGCAGCGUCUUAAGGAAGCAUCUUUUGAGGAUUCGAAUAACGGAGAAGAUUCAGAUGCACACGAGCUAAUAGAAGAGCUCAUGAUUCUUGCCAAUCAUACAGUUGGGGACUUCCUGCAUAGUAGAAAUCCAAGGGGCACUCCAUUUCGUACACAACUAGAACCAAAGGUCCAUCGCCUCAAUGAAUGGGCGGAAAAGUAUGGCUCAAUUGCCAAGUACUCUCCGGUUCUGCAACCAAAACUUCAGAGUGAGGACAUCAAAAACGAAGUCAAAGAAAGAAUAUAUACAGAAGAAAAAGAAAUCGACAUUCAUGAACACGCCUGGGACGAAAUAUGUAGAGCUGCAGAAUCUGGGGAUCUGAGAAAAGUGAAGCGUUUGAUUUGUGACCCGUCGUCUUCACCACAACUUGCGAUAGCACGUCUGCAUCUCAUGCGAAUUCAGACGAAAUCUCAAUACACGUGCUCUGGAAGUGACUCUCAACACUAUUCCCUAGGACUGAGUAACUACGUUCACUUCACCUCACCCAUCAGGCGCUACGUAGAUAUUGAAGUCCACCGCCUUCUUUUGGCACUGAUGCCAAGUAAUAGUGUGGAACAAGCCACUUUGAAUGAAGAUGAGAUGGCAACGCUCUGUCGCAGGUCCACAUACUUCAAAACCAACUCAGACAAAUUUGAGAAGGAAUUCAAACGCAUUCAUUUUGCUUCAACGUUGAAACAGAAAAACAAGUCUGGGAUGUUUUUCAUAGACCAGUUGGAGGGCCGUUUCUUCACGAUACAUCCAGUGAGUCCAGAUCACGAUUAUUUCUUGGGGAAGCACAAGAAGGUUAAUUUUGAUGUCCUGUUGCCUUCCUCCAAGUCAGACAGCAUUGAUGGCAAGCCGGAAACCAGUCUCAGAUGGAGGUCGAGAAUAUACCUUGCACAUUCAUCGGGAACCGAAGCUGAUGAUUUGUCUCUCUCCCGUCGGGAUGCGGCCAAAAUCAAGAAUUUGUUAGAUAGCGGUAGAAACCGUGUUGCCGUUCAGAGGAUAAAGGGAAAUACCUGGAAGUGCAUUAUAGAUGCUGUCAAGGAUGGUAAACCAGCAGAUGAACUACUACGACAGGUAAAGCAAACUGACGAGAACUUGAAAAAAAGUGCUACUCAAAAGAGGUCUUUUACAGCCGGAAGCUCCAGUAGAGAUGUCUACAAGCAUCCUAACUUUGGCCGAAUGGAUGUUGGUACGAACAGCAACAGUGAUUGUCAUUUUCAUGAGAUAACUAUGAAUCUCAAGCGGUGUGACAUGGUUCGUUUUCAAAUGUUUUCACGUCUGCACAGUAAGAUGCUCUGUCCAGACGUUCAGCUUUUGAGUGUUUCAUCAGGUUUUUGUAUUUGCCUGGAGCAUCAAAGAUACCCUCGAAGGUGCUUUGCAUUUGAUACAAAACGGUGUGCCUCAAAAGCAGAAUAUUGCAGUGUUGAUGAGUACGUUGACUUUUGGAAACCCGUACUUGCCAUGGAAGCAGCAAAUGCAGCGGUUGUUCAGAAUGAUGGAUUUAUUCUGAAAUCUUUGCCAGUGAAGUGGAAACAAAAGGAUGGAGAUAUCAAGGGUAAAUUUACUCUGACGUCAUCUUAUUGCAAAUCUCGGCAACUGGAGUUCCACUAUGGUGACCUCGCGUGCAUUAGAAUUCCAUUCUCGGACGACUUAUUACCAGAAGAUGCUGAGGCAACAACUGACGAUCAAGAAAUAAGCAUUUGGAUAGGGCAUUGUAUUGUUGAAGAUAUAAAACCAAAGAAGAACCAAGAUGCAACAUCAGUGACUGUCAGACUUCAUCAAAUGGCAUGUGAAUUUCCUCGUCACCUUUUGACCAAAGGCCAACGGGAGUGUGACAUGGAGUAUAUUUACCAGCCUCUGCCGUUAAGGCGGAUGAUUACAGCGUUGGAAUGCAAGUUGAAAGACUCGUCAGAACUUGUCAAAACAAUCUGCCUUGGACAAAGUCCUUCACAAGAAAGAUUUCCUCUUCCCGAACAAGAAUUAUCCAUUUCUGAUCAUUACAGAACGACUGGAUUUAAACCAUUGAAUGAUUAUCAAAAAAAUGCUGUACGUCAGGCUUUGUCAAGGCCUUUCUCGCUCAUUCAAGGUCCACCAGGGACCGGCAAAACAKUAACUGGAGUGCAUGUUGCAUAUUGGUUCGCAAAGCAAAAUGAAAAGCAGAAGCCAGCAGAGAAACAAAACAAGAAGUCAAAAAAGAAGGCAGCCAAAAUUAAGACAGAUCAUGAUAAGGAGGAAAAGGAGAAGGGGCCACCACAGGUGCUUUACUGCGGCCCAUCCAACAAAUCAAUUGAUGUUGUCACAGAAUAUCUGCUUAAGAUACCCGGAAUGAAGGGCAAGAUUCUUCGCGUGCACGGUACACUUAUAGAGGAAUCUGAGUAUCCCAUUCCCAACAAGAUUAACGUAUCCAAACCCACUGCAAGUGAUGAUGAACUCAAGAUUCCAGAAGGCGAAGUUAAAGAAGUUUCUCUUCAUCAUUUCAUAAGGAGUGAGUUGUCUCCAUUCGCCACAAAACUAAGAGAGAAGGAGGACGAUUUCAAAGAAGCAAAGAAACGAAAAGAAAGGCCAAGUGAGGAAGAAGUAGCAACAUAUUGUGAUAUAAUUGCUAAAGCUGAAGAAUGGGCGAUCACGAAGUCUGGCAAAGAGAUAAUACUCUGCACGUGUUCUCGAGCAGGCAGUAAAACAAUCACUGAAUUGUGCAAUAAUAUUCAGCAGUGUAUUAUCGAUGAAUGUGGGAUGUGUACGGAACCAGAGGCUCUGGUCCCCAUGACGUCAUCCAAUGCUAAACAGUUCGUGCUGAUUGGUGAUCACAAACAACUGCAACCAAUCAUCACUGAUAAACGUGCAAAGAGUCUUCAGCUGGAUAUAUCAUUAUUUGAACGACUUGCCAAGCAAGCAUGUAUGUUAAGGAUGCAAUACCGAAUGCAUCCAUCGAUCUGUGAGUUUCCCUCUAAGCAGUUUUACGAAGGCAUGCUACAAACAUCUGACAUCGUGACGUCCCGCAACACAGCUAAUGUGCAGAUAUGGCCUGCUUUGGGUACAAGAGUAUGUUUCUGCCACAUUGAAGGCGUAGAAGAAUCCUCUGUUAUAUCAGCUGUUGACAGUGGAGCUGACUCUAAAUACAACAUGGACGAAGCCAGGAAAGCUGUCUAUCUGGCUAAAUAUCUGGUUAACAGCCACAGACAACAGAUAAAAGAGAAGAAUAUAGUCAUCCUGACGCCAUACAGACAACAACGCAAAGUCAUUCAAGAUCUUCUUAAAAAGGCUGGCAAGGAUAUCCUUGUUACUACUAUCAUUAAAAGCCAAGGAAGUGAAUGGGACUAUGUAAUCUUGUCAUUGGUUCGUUCGCUUCCUGAACAAGAAUUAGAACCUGAACCAUCGUCAUCAUGGCUCGGUGAACAUCUUGGAUUCAUCACAGAUGAACAUCAGAUUAACGUGGCCCUGACACGAGCUAAACAUGGACUUUUCAUCACUGGGAAUAAAAACUUACUAUCGUAUGACCCAAUCUGGCACAGCCUUAUACAGCACUGCGAAGAAAAGAAGUGCAUUGUUAGUAACUCGUGGCCUUAGCAUCACUGGCUUGCCAAUCAGACGGUUUUGCGUUUUUACCUCCUUAAUCGAGGAUCCGCCAUUUUUUCCCCAGUCGAAGUAUGAACCUUUCGAUAAGAAGAUAAAUACCUCGUUUUUAUGGUGUUGGAAAUAUACGAGUCCAUAUCAUAUAUAUCUUUCUCAAAGAAUUAAUAUCGGUCCGCGUGAGCGUUUGAGCCUCGCGAAUACCCUCUUGUUAUAACAAUGACUUCUUAGAAGACUUUCUUUUAAAUGUUAACUCAGCAGGGCCCGGUUGUACGAAGGGCUUUAGUAAAUAAAUUUAUUGGAUAAAAGCAUCGACUUAUCCACUGUGUAAGGAUUUAUCCAUUGAGUAGCGCUAUCCACCCUUCG